AUAUAAUUAACCUUAAUACAAAUAGCCCUUGUGACAAUGGGAGUAGCAAUUUGGGCAAAGGUACUUCACUGGUCAAGGCCUAGACUUUCAGGGUUGGGUUUUUCUUGUUUGUUUGGGUUGGUUGAUUGUUUUUAAUGCCCGCAGCUGUUUCAGGUAGUUCAACAAGACAUUACCAGCUUUAGUAUUUUAAAAAUGCAGCUGUGCGUGUUCUUAAAGGUUACAAUCCUGCAGAUUCUUGACCUGGUUUAAAUCAGGCUGCAGGUCUAUAAGCUAAAUCAUCCUUGCAGCCUGUCUGCAUGUGCUGGUGCCUUGUACUCCUUGGACCUCCCGCCUAAUGCUUUCCCCAGGCUCCCUGCCGUGUGCAGGCCUGGUGUCUGCUCCAAGAGCUGCCUCCUCUACUGCCUGUGGCUGCUGCCUCCAGUGAUGUGAUUAGCCUUGUUUGGUUGCUGCAGGCCUUGCCCUUCAGCCCUCCACCAUAGGGACUACGCUUUCAAAUUCUGCAUCUGUACCUAUGACAGGCUUUGUUUAAAAAACAAAAUGGACUAAGAAAACCAACACCCAAAACCACUCUUUCAGUGGUUAAUGCCGUGCUGAGUACAAAGUUAAUGCAAGACCUGAUCACACCUUCUCUCAAAUUUCUGGUAGCUCAGGAGUGGGGCACAAAGAAUAAGUCUAUUUACUCUGUGAACAUCUUUAUCUGAGCAGCGACAGAAUGAUCUGCUGGGGAACCGGGAAGCAGCUUACGAUCUCAUUUCUUAUCACUAAUACAGGGUAAUUUUGGGGGCUGAAUUAGUCCCGGGGCACUUACAGGCAAGGUCUAUGUCUCGGUUUCAGGUUGUGUGUCAGCAGCUUCUGACUGCCGUUAGGUGAUUACGGUAACCUUUGGUAUGAUUGUGUAGCAGAUAAUAGCUGCCCUUCUUGGAAGAGGGUGCAAGAACGUCUUUAGCUGUAGUGGCUGGUGUGUACUUCCUUGUGUGUCUGUGAUGGGGCUAGCAAGCCUGAAUAUUCCAUAUUCAAAGCCAGAACCAUCUUUAUUAUCAGAUAAGGGGUCUACUUUAAAGAGAAACUUGAAAAAGGUUUUGGUUAUACCCUCUCCCUUUCCCCACACCAGAAACAACCCGAGAUCAUGAGGUUAACACAAGGGGAUGCCUGAUAUAUCAGUGGCUGUUGGCUUCAGUGAGGCUCUAGGUUUCUACCUGGUUCAAGCACAGUGUGUCAUGGCCUCCAUAAAUGGCUACAGAGCAAGGCAGAGGCUUUUUUUUCUGGAAUAGGAACAGAAAUGUAGAGAUCUCAUUGCGUUCUUAGUUCUUAGGGCAAAGGUUUUCCUGCUGCUUGACCUGUUUUUUCCAGGAGGGAGGGGAGAGUAAGGGAUUGGAGAAAACAACUCCUCCUCUUCUUGCAUGGUUUACUUCAUUAAAUAAUCAGCCAUCAAGUUGAUAGUGUACUUGCUAAGGUCUCGUUCUGCGCUGGUGUGCUGAGGCAGCAGGGCACAGGAACGAAAAUGGUUCCUGAGCAUGUCGGGAAUCCUCCUCUUGUCCUUGUGUAGAAAUAGUAGGGCUAUAUGGAGCACGGAGUAAAAUGCCUGUAUAGCCUGGUGUGCCAGCUCUGUUGCUCCGACCAGCAGAGAGCACUGAUGGUGAAUUACAACUUCAGCUCUCGCUGAUUGGGACACUUUCCUGUGCUGGGUGUGCACUGUGCCUCCAGGCUGGUGUGGGAGCAGGGCUUGGUGCACGUGCGGAUGACCGGCGUGAGCUGGGAGUCAGGCAGAGGAGACUGUCCUUUUUGCGGUCUUCUUGAGCUGAAAGGAUGAAAAUUGGUGAUUGGAAAGUCACUGCCACUGUCCUAAGCUUCAUCCUAACUUCUGAAGUCCCAGUUGAUGUCUUUGGGUGUACGAGCCUGCGAGAGUGUCCGCCGUCCCCUUCCAUGAUUUAGACAGCAGCUUGGAGCAUGCAUCAUUAGCGGGAUGGUCGGCCACCAAAGCUGCAAUGUCGUCCCUGACGACCUCCAGUGAGGGAGAGAACUCCACUCCCAGGUUUGUUGUUGGUUCCAGGGAUGAUGAGACAGACUUUCUGGGAUCAAACAUGAAGACAGACGAAACUGAUUUCUUUGAAGAUGAUGAAGAGGAGGAGUCGCCACCUGAACGGCAGAUUGUGGUUGGAAUCUGUGCCAUGACAAAAAAGUCCAAGUCAAAGCCCAUGACACAGAUUCUGGAGCGUCUGUGCAAGUUUGAGUAUAUCACAGUGGUGAUUAUGGGGGAAGACGUUAUUCUGAAUGAACCAGUGGAGAACUGGCCCUCUUGUGACUGCCUAAUAUCGUUCCACUCCAAAGGAUUCCCUCUGGAUAAAGCAGUUGCUUAUGCCAAGCUGUGCAAGCCAUUUCUGAUUAAUGACCUUGAUAUGCAGUAUUAUAUCCAGGACAGGCGUGAAGUGUAUCGGAUCCUUCAGGAAGAGGGAAUAGACUUGCCCCGCUAUGCUGUGCUCAAUCGGGACCCUGAUAGACCAGAAGAGUGCAACUUGGUGGAAGGAGAGGACCACGUGGAGGUGAAUGGAGCUGUUUUCCCAAAGCCAUUUGUAGAGAAACCAGUCAGUGCUGAAGACCAUAAUGUGUAUAUUUACUACCCGACGUCAGCAGGUGGGGGCAGCCAGCGACUCUUUCGGAAGAUUGGCAGCCGGAGUAGCGUGUACUCCCCAGAGAGCAGUGUAAGGAAGACAGGCUCGUACAUUUAUGAGGAGUUCAUGCCUACAGAUGGCACUGAUGUAAAGGUGUACACUGUUGGGCCGGACUAUGCCCACGCGGAGGCUCGCAAAUCCCCUGCUUUGGAUGGGAAGGUUGAACGGGACAGUGAAGGGAAAGAAAUUCGUUACCCAGUCAUGCUGACUGCCAUGGAGAAACUAGUUGCCCGGAAAGUCUGUGUAGCCUUUAAGCAAACAGUGUGUGGGUUCGACCUCCUGCGGGCAAAUGGCCACUCUUUUGUUUGCGACGUGAACGGCUUCAGUUUCGUGAAGAACUCUAUGAAGUAUUAUGAUGACUGUGCCAAAAUCCUAGGAAAUAUAAUCAUGCGUGAAUUGGCUCCCCAGUUUCAUAUUCCCUGGUCCAUCCCAACAGAGGCAGAAGACAUUCCCAUUGUCCCCACAACUUCAGGCACCAUGAUGGAGCUUCGUUGUGUUAUUGCAGUCAUCCGGCAUGGAGAUCGCACCCCAAAGCAGAAGAUGAAGAUGGAAGUUAAGCAUCCCCGGUUCUUUGAAUUAUUUGAGAAAUAUGAUGGCUACAAGACAGGGAAGUUGAAGCUGAAGAAACCAGAGCAGCUACAGGAAGUGCUGGACAUUGCACGGCAACUUGUGGUGGAGCUGGGAACCCACAGCGACUGCGAGAUUGAGGAGAGGAAAUCCAAACUGGAACAGCUGAAGAGCGUCUUGGAGAUGUAUGGACAUUUUUCUGGCAUUAACCGUAAGGUUCAGUUGACCUAUCUGCCUCAUGGACAUCCAAAAGCCGCAAGUGAAGAUGAAGAAGCUCGUCGAGAGUCUUCCCCAUCUCUUCUCCUCGUGCUUAAGUGGGGUGGAGAGCUGACCCCAGCAGGAAGAGUCCAGGCAGAAGAGCUGGGGCGAGCCUUUCGCUGUAUGUACCCUGGUGGCCAAGGUGAUUACGCUGGUUUCCCUGGAUGUGGCUUGCUCAGGCUGCACAGCACCUAUCGUCAUGAUCUCAAGAUCUACGCCUCAGAUGAGGGACGAGUUCAGAUGACAGCAGCAGCUUUUGCAAAGGGUCUGCUGGCCCUGGAAGGAGAGCUGACCCCCAUCCUUGUGCAAAUGGUGAAAAGUGCCAAUAUGAACGGUCUCCUGGACAGUGACAGCGAUUCCCUUAGCAGCUGUCAACACAGAGUGAAGGCACGACUGCAUGAAAUCAUGCAGAAGGAUGCUGAGUUCUGUGAAGAAGAUUAUGAAAAGCUAGCACCUACAGGCAGUGCUUCUCUGCUCAACUCCAUGACAUUUAUCCAGAACCCCGUAGAGGUCUGUAACCAGGUGUUCACCCUGAUUGAGAAUCUCACCUCCCAGAUACAAAAACGUCUGGAAGACCCAAAAUCUGCAGACCUGCAGCUGUACCACAGUGAGACUUUAGAACUGAUGCUGCAACGCUGGAGUAAGCUGGAGCGAGAUUUCCGCAUGAAGAAUGGGCGUUAUGACAUCAGCAAGAUCCCUGAUAUCUAUGACUGCAUCAAGUAUGACGUACAGCACAACUGUGCACUGAAACUGGAAGGCACAGCUGAACUCUUCAAACUCUCCAAAGCCCUGGCAGAUGUGAUCAUACCCCAGGAAUAUGGGAUUAAUAAGGAGGAGAAACUUGAGAUUGCUAUUGGCUUUUGUCUUCCUCUCAUUAAAAAGAUCCAGUUGGACCUACAGAGAACUCAUGAAGAUGAGUCUGUCAACAAACUACAUCCCUUGUACUCAAGAGGAGUUCUGUCACCAGGUCGCCAUGUUCGGACACGGCUCUACUUCACCAGUGAGAGUCAUGUGCACUCUCUGCUCAGUAUCUUCCGCUAUGGGGGGCUCCUGGAUGAAAACAAAGACCAGCAGUGGAAGAGAGCCAUGGACUAUUUGAGUGCUAUCUCAGAGCUGAACUACAUGACCCAGAUUGUUAUCAUGCUCUACGAGGACAACAACAAGGACCCAUCUUCAGAGGAGCGUUUCCAUGUGGAGCUGCAUUUCAGCCCCGGCGUGAAAGGCUGUGAGGAAGACAGAAACGUGCCCACAGGGUUUGGCUUUCGGCCUGCCUCCGCAGAGAAUGAGGACAAGAAGGCAGACCAAGGCAGCCUGGAGGACCUGUCCAAAGAGAAGGGCAUUGAUGAGCCAGAUCAUGCACAGCAAAGGUCUCCGCAGCCUUCCGAGCCAGUCAGCAUUCAGCGGAGAUCACCGCUGAUCAGGAACCGGAAGACAGGGUCCAUGGAGGUGCUGUCUGAAUCCUCUUCCAAAUCGGGAGGUUAUCGCCUCUUCAGCACUUAUUCCAGGCAGUCUUCUGAGAUGAAGCAAAGUGGCUUAGGGUCACAAUGCACCGGCCUGUUUAGCACCACUGUGCUGGGAGGCUCCUCCAGUGCCCCCAACCUCCAGGACUACGCACGCAGCCAUGGCAAAAAGUUUGCCAGCAGCCUGACAUACAAAGACGAGCUCUUGUCUAUGCCAGCCGUAAAACGAUUUUCUGUGUCGUUUGCAAAGCAUCCGACUAAUGAUGCGUUUGAGCACCACCACGUUGCCCAGUUGCUGCGCCGCUUUUCCUCUGACUGUGCCACGAGCCGGAACAUCUCCCUGGAUGCCACUCUAGCCCAUCACCUGCAGCAGUGCUCCUACCACCUGCGCCUCUUCAGGAGCUGGCUGAUCUCAGGGCAGGAUGACUUGGAGUGUCUUUACGGUUUUGAAGGCUGUUCCAUGGUUCCCACCAUUUAUCCCCUGGAGACCCUGCACAACUCCCUUUCUUUGCGACAGGUCAACGAGUUCCUGACAGCUGUGUGCAGGAAUUGCAGUGAAUCACAUGUCCAGUCUACUGCAGCUUUGUUUGAUUCAAUGAUUGGCAGCCAGAUACCAGGAGACCCCUUUAUGUCCCAGCGAAUCCUGUCAUCAUCCUCUUUGCCAUUGCGCCAGCGUUCGGAUAAGCCCCCUUGGUACAGCAGUGGCCCCUCCAGUACUGUCUCCAGUGCAGGCCCAUCCUCCCCAACUUCUGUGGACAACUGUGCUCGUUUCAGCUUCACCGAGAAACUCUCCAUCAGUCCCCCGAAAAGUGAGGAGCAUCUGACUAGCCAGUUCCCUGAGCAGGGAGAGAGACAGCCGCCAGGCAGAGGGCUUGACGUGGAGGUGGGGAUGUCUGGGUUGUCAGUGGCAGAGCCAAGUACCACAGAGAGCCUGACCUGGAAUAAGGGCCCAGAGCCAGGCAGUGUCCUGGAGCUGUGCAAGAAGGAGCUGGCGGAGGAGGAUUCUAACCCAGAGGAGAAGAGCAUGGUGGAGCUGGAUGAAGAAGAGUCAGCUGGAGAAAUGCCAGAGCCAAGUAACACAGGGAAUCCCAAGGGUGGUGCAGGGUCUGAUAUAAGGCUGGCUGGGGAGAGAGUGAAGCCAGCUGAGGGGUAUACAGGGGGAAUGACUGGCCUGGAUCAGUCAGGGCUGUCCAAGGAGAGCUUGGCGCCCUGUGAAGAGGAGCUGCUGGGAGAGGUGUUGGACCCAAAGCAUAUGGGCAAGGAGUUGCUGGGGGGCAGUGCUCCGUCAGGCCAGCUUCUGUCUGGUGACCUGUGCCAGGUGCAGCCACUUCCUCCUGAGGAAAGUGUGGAGGAGCUGCAGCCGCUGUGUCAGGAGGAUCAGCAGAAUUAGCAGCUCGCUGGACAGCACACUGCAAGCGCUUCUAGCCUGGAGGUAGCCCAGCUUCCUGCACAGCACUUCAUGCAGCUGGCUGUCCACAGCACAAGCCAUGUCCCAAGACCACAGGACUCUGGGGUGUGGAAGAGUCUGCCCUGCUCCUCCACAAGCCAGCUCUUUGCCAUUUGGCAAGAGACAAUGCCCCAUCUGCCUUGAACAACAAAUGCAGUCUUGGUGCUGGCAUGGCACCUCUGUGGAGCAGGGACACGGGGCUGCAUUAGUGUCCCAAGGGCUGUAUGCUUACUGGGACAGCAGUUAGAGGAUUGGUACAGCCAAGGCUUUUGGGGUGGUAAGUCCAAAUGGGACAGAUGCUCCCUUGAGACUUUUUGGCCCAUAGCCUUCAGAGAAAGGCGUUCCGGCCCAAAGUAAUCAGAUCCAUCACAACCACCAACCUCCUCUCUGUUCCUUCCUUCUUCCUCUCUCAAUUCCCACCACUGGCCACCAAAAACUGGUCCAGAGAGUCCAUGGCAGGAAGACUAGGAGAAGCAGAAAGCAUUCUGAAUGAGUGUGGGAAAGAGAGUAAUGAGGGGAUCAGGUUAAAGACUGCCACUUGCAAGAGAAUGUCUCUGGUGUGGACUUGAAUGUUUUCCUGCCGGGCUGGGGUAGGCAGGCAGGAGCCCAGGGAUCCAGCCUGAGAGAGGUGGGCAGGGAGGGCACACACGGGUUUUUUUCUAGUCCCCAAGGGUCAGGCAGGGUACAGCUCUGAAGACUUGGUGACGGAAAUUAAAAGAAACUGCUAUUUGAACAAAUCAGGAUUAUUAGAAACCAAUAAGGAGAAAUCUUUAUUAUAUAUAAAAUGAAAACUAUUUAAUACAUAUUUAUGUAAAUGACUUGUGAGCACAAGCCUGAGGGCAAGAUUGACACGGGUGUCCCUGCCACAUCCUGAGUGCAGGCCAGGGCUGUGCCUCCUGUGUCGCCUGUAUUUAUGAACAAGUCUGUGUGUCUGUCUGUAGCUAGGAUCUGUGUUUUUGUGAAGCUGUGCCCAAAGAUCUCCAUGCUGUGUUGUGAUGAUGUGUCUUCACAGUAAAUCUAUGCUGUGGGUCCCA
Messenger RNA from Phalacrocorax carbo (great cormorant), 7435 nucleotides. The record is from RefSeq and is a predicted model, not a curated record. NCBI's taxonomy places the organism in Eukaryota, Metazoa, Chordata, Aves, Suliformes, Phalacrocoracidae.